UCGUACGAUGUGUCAUAGACAAUUUAAUGUGUUAAUUAUGGUGAAGUGUCCCAGUGAAACUUGAAGUUGUGUUUUUCUACAGAACUGUGCUUAUAGAAAAAUGAAUAAUGGAGAAGUUCCGAGCAAAGAAAAAUCCGCCUAUAAAACAUGGUGGAAGAAUCGUUCGAAAGGCGAAAAGAAUCUCAUAAUUGCGGGUGUUGUUGCGGCUGUUACAUUAACAUUGUUUUUUAUAAUUUAUUUUUCCCUUUCUGAUGGCCUCGAGGAGUGCUCUUCACCCACGUGUGCAAGGAUCUCGAUGGAGCUUCUCCUCAAGUACAUCGACAUCAAAGUGGAUCCGUGCGAAGAUUUUUAUCGAUUUUCUUGCGGUAAUUUCCUGAAGAACAGCAAACUAGAUAGUCGAGGUUCAUGGUCGGUGCAGAAUGUCAUGGAGGAGGAGAUUCAGACCCAAAUUAAAAAUAUGUUGACGGAACCGGCGCAGACGGAGGAUCCGGUAGCUUUCAAUUUAGCAAAGAAAUUUUAUCGAGCUUGCAUGAACGAGAGUGCAAUCGAAGCAGAAGGAUUAAAGAGGAUGAAACAAAUUUUUAAGCAAAUAGGCGGAUGGCCCACUCUUAACGGGAAUAAUUGGCGUAAGGAUUUAUUCAAUUGGAAAGAUGCUGUGUACAAACUCAGGCAGCUCGGAAUUAAUUUCGAAUCUUUUUUAAUUCUGUCUGUGCAAAGAGAUAAAGCCGAUCCCAAUAGGUACAUUCUAAACCUGGAAAGCCCUUACAGUCGCUCGGAAAUAAACGCGGAGAUAAAAAAAUUCUAUUUGGACUAUAUGGUCGACGUUGCUGUAAUGAUGGGCGCCACGAAGGAGAAAGCGCGCAAAGAACAAAGCCAAGUCCUGGAUUUUUUGCUAAGAUUAGCUAAGAUUUCUCACGAAGUUGAAGCUGCUAAUGGAACCGGUCUUUAUAAUCCUUUAUCGCUGUCAGAAUUACAAUAUGAAUUUUCCGGAGUACCCUGGACGGAAUACAUCAACCACAUUCUUGCUCCUGCCACGAGGAUUACUCACGAUGAUGAGAUAUCCGUUUCCGAACCUUUAUACCUCAAAAAAAUGCUCACUUUGCUCAAACAUACCGAUCAAAGAAUUGUAGCAAAUUUCAUGUGCUGGCAAGUUCUGCAAAAUUGUAUUAAUUAUUUACCGAAGAAAAUAUUAAACAGAGCGUCUGAGUUUCUUAAAAAUGUAAGUGGAAGAGAAGUACACGUAUCCCGUGAGAAUAUAUGCACUGCUGAUGUUGAAGACCGCUUUUCCACCGUUAUUUCAGCAGCUUACGUACGGAAAUAUUUGGACGAGAAUACGCGUUAUAGUGCUCUAUCCAUGAUUCGAAGUAUGAAACACCAGUUUAAGGAAAAUCUCUACGAAUUAGAUUGGCUAGACAAAAGGGCUAAAGAUAUGGCAUCGGAAAUGUUGUUAUCCAGUGUUGAAGAAAUCCCUCGUUACGAAGAUUUAAUUCAAAAUAACUUCUUAUACGAAAACGUGGAAAUAUUGCAAGAUAAGCUCUUGACGUCGGUCCUAAAUCUGGAUUAUGUGACUACCAAUAUUCUAUAUGGAAAGCUGAGACAACCUGUAAAGGACAAUUUUUUUGAAAAACCUGGAAGCGUCACAGGAUUAAAUAUUGUUUAUUCACCAACGGAAAACGUCUUGAGAAUACCCGUGGGGAGACUCGAAGGAAUUUUCUACCAAAAAAAUCGACCCAACUAUAUGAACUUUGGAAUCCUUGGUACCGUGAUUGGGCAUAAAAUGUAUCAUAUAAUUACAGAGGCAAAAUAUAAAGGAGGACAAGGGGAAGUAAGAAAUUGGUGGUCUUCGCACAGUUUACUCAAUUAUGAGGUGAAGCUUCAGUGUCUCUCCAAUCACUAUGGAAAAUUCAUUGUUAAAAUGAUAGAACACGUGAACGCUUCUAGCACCCGCGACGAAGACAUGGCCGAUUUAGCCGGCUUGAAAGUUGCUUACGACGCUUACGUCAGAUGGGUUCACGAAAACGGAGCUGAACCUCGGCUUUCAGGCUUAAACUUCUCACCGAAGCAAUUGUUCUGGAUAUCAUCAGCCAUCCAUCACUGCGCCAAAUACUCGCCCCAGACACUGCAGAGGUACAUCGCUAAUUACCAGCAAAGUCCAGGCCAGUUCCGCGUCAAUGGCGCUCUGCAAAAUUUAGACGAGUUCGCAAUGGAUUUCGGAUGUUCGAGAGGGACGAAUAUGAACCCGGCGCAAAAGUGUCGGAUUUGGUAGAUCCAUCUUUUAUCAGUACAUUCCAUCCGUUCGUUUUUACAUGCGAGGGGCGAUGAAGAGAUUGUUGUUAAUAGGGGAAAUUGUUUUGCAAGUUUUAUGUUGGGAAAAUAUUGGGAGCUCAUGCUAAAACCGAUAAUGUACUGUAUCGAUUACUUGUAUCACAACAUUA
This is a messenger RNA of Zophobas morio, 2435 nucleotides long. RefSeq names its product neprilysin-2-like. Gene Ontology annotation, biological process: protein processing. The record is from RefSeq and is a predicted model, not a curated record. The coding region runs from base 101 to 2266 and encodes 721 amino acids. Gene Ontology annotation, molecular function: metalloendopeptidase activity. NCBI's taxonomy places the organism in Eukaryota, Metazoa, Arthropoda, Insecta, Coleoptera, Tenebrionidae. Gene Ontology annotation, cellular component: plasma membrane. The transcript has 10 exons.